CGAAAUUGAGAUUAUAAGCCCGUGGCACCCUCUACCAUCAGCGCGCACGUUAAAAACCGUGCGCCGAUUCAUCAUCCUCAACAGACACAGCAAUGAGCGAGCAAUUCUCCAAAACUAGAAAACCAAAAUCACCAGAAACCAAAUCACUAUCUGCAAUGGCGCGAAAAUCCUCUCUUCUCAAACAGACCCUAAUUUUCUCAAUUUGCUUGAUCCUCGCUCUCUACGCUGUCUUCAACACUUUCUUCAAUCCAACUACCUCUUCUUUACUAUACCCUUCUCCAGAGGAUAACAGUCUGUCCGGUUUUCCCGGGAAAGUGACAGAAAACAACGACAACAACAACAUAAACAAGGUAAAGAUUUUCAUGUAUGAUCUACCUAAAAAGUUCACCACUGGUAUAAUCCAGCAACACGCGCUGGCGCGUGGGUCUAAAGACACGUCGAAUGUGAAGUACCCAGGCCACCAGCACAUGGGUGAGUGGUACUUGUUUUCGGAUCUGAACCGACCCGAACACGGGAGAAUCGGGUCACCCGUAGUUAAAGUGGAUGACCCAGAUGAGGCUGACUUGUUUUAUGUUCCUGUGUUUUCUUCUUUAAGUUUAAUAGUGAACCCUGUUCGACCGGCGGGAACCGAGCCAGGUUUGGUUCAACAUUAUAGUGAUGAGGAGAUGCAGGAGCAGUUGGUGGAGUGGUUAGAGCAACAGGAGUAUUGGAAAAGGAAUAAUGGGAGAGACCAUGUGAUUAUAGCUGGUGAUCCGAAUGCGCUUUACCGGGUGUUGGAUCGGGUCAAGAAUGCUAUUUUACUGCUGUCGGAUUUUGGACGGGUUAGACCCGACCAAGGGUCGCUAGUGAAAGAUAUUAUAGUGCCUUAUUCUCAUAGAAUUAAUGUUUAUAAUGGUGAUAUUGGUGUUAGGGAUCGAAAUACAUUGUUGUUUUUCAUGGGAAAUCGUUAUCGGAAAGAUGGAGGUAAAAUUCGUGAUUUGCUAUUCCAAAUGCUCGAAUCGGAAGAAGAUGUUGUGAUAAAACAUGGAACUCAAUCAAGGGAGAAUCGACGAGCAGCUUCACGCGGAAUGCAUACAUCAAAGUUUUGUUUAAAUCCUGCUGGUGAUACUCCAUCAGCUUGCAGACUUUUUGAUUCUAUUGUUAGCUUGUGUGUUCCCGUAAUAGUCAGUGACAGUAUUGAGUUGCCUUUUGAAGAUGUCAUAGAUUAUACAAAGAUUGCAAUCUUCGUAGAGACAACUGAUUCUUUAAAGCCAGGAUAUUUAGUUAAAUUGCUCAGGGAAGUAACCUCCGAGAGGAUUCUGGAAUAUCAGAAAGAGCUGAAAAAGGUGACCCGGUACUUUGAGUAUGACAAUUCAAACGGAACUGUGAAUGAAAUAUGGCGCCAAGUUGCACAGAAGUUACCGCUCAUAAGAUUAAUGACUAAUCGCGAUAGAAGGCUUGUUAAGAGGGACUGGAGUCAACCAGAUUGUUCUUGUUUAUGUACAAAUCAGACUGGGCUAAUCAUCUCCCUAUGAUGCCAACUUUAUUCAUAGUAUUGGAAGAUGACGCCCGCAAAACUUAGCACGGAGCUCUUAUUAAAUCUGUGGGAGAAGACUUUUUCUCUGUCUUGAAGAACAGGAAACGUUAUCGCAUAGUUGUUAUUUAUUGGAAAAGAUGGAAGGCUCUCCUGCUUCUUCCAUAGGUGGGUUUGAGCACAUUUGCCUCAGAGGUGGAGAUUGUCCCAUUCAAAGGUUUCUUGCAUACUUUGUUGUUGUAUGCUAUAUAAAGCACAUAAUCAGCAGUUGAAAGAUUCAGCCUCUAGCUGUUGUUAUCAUUCGUUUGUACAUGUUAAAGAAUAAAAUUUGUCCAUUUUAUAAUUGAUUCUUGUAGUUAUUUGGAUCCAA
Messenger RNA from Ricinus communis (castor bean), 1883 nucleotides. Its product is annotated as probable arabinosyltransferase ARAD1. Bases 93 to 1514 code for a protein of 473 amino acids. Lineage: Eukaryota; Viridiplantae; Streptophyta; Magnoliopsida; Malpighiales; Euphorbiaceae. The record is from RefSeq and is a predicted model, not a curated record. Gene Ontology annotation, molecular function: glycosyltransferase activity. The transcript is spliced from 3 exons.